GUAACGAACAACAAUCCGUUGACCAUUUACAAGACCCAAGACACCGUCAACAACACGAUCGCCGUUGGAUGGCGUUCAUCGACCAGUUCGACUUCAUUCCCGAUCAUAUUCCGGGGAAGUCAAACCGUUUUGCGGAUGCUCUUUCACGGCGUCCGGAUCACUGCGCCGUCGUCUACUCGACCUUCGAGAUAGAGGAUGACUUGCGGGACAGUUUCAUCCGCGGCUAUCAAGCUGACCCCAAAUUUCGCGAGAAGUACGCAAAUUGUGCCUCUCCCAAUCCGGCGCCUUCGCACUAUCGGAUCCAAGAGGGAUACUUCCUCGUCCACUCGUGGGGGAAGGAUCUACUUUGUGUGCCGCAAGAUUCACACUUGCGCACGAGGCUUCUUGGCGAGUUCCACGACGCCCCUGCAACCGGACACUUUGGAGUCAAUUGUACGAUUGGCCGACUCUGCGAGCGCUUUUGGUGGCCCGGUCUUCUCGACGACGUCACGCGCUAUUGUGAGUCAUGCGAGGUUUGCCGAUGUUGCAAAUCCCGCAAUCAUCGUCUGUAUGGCGAACUGCGACCAUUACCGGUCCCCUUGCGCCAAAGGGAAGCGAUUGCCAUGGACAUUACCGGGCCGUUCCCCAAGCACAAGACGGGUGUGGAUGGGAUUCUCACGGUGGUUGACCGACUCACCAAGUUUGCCAUGUUUUUGCCUUGCCGCUAUCACGCCAAGGCACCAGAGUUGGCCGAGGUUCUCUACGCCGGUUGGAUUCGAACCAAGGGUUACCCCAAGGAAAUCGUCUGCGACCGUGACACUUGGUUCAUGUUCGACUUUUGGUUGGCGCUCAUCAAACGAUGGGGCUCAUCCCUCGAGCCAAGUUCGGCUCGCCACCCCCAAACCGAUGGCCAAAUGGAGAGGGCACAUCAGACCGCACAGGUCCUUCUUCGCACUCUCAUCCGUCCCGACCAAAAGGAUUGGGUCGAGCGGCUGCCGGAUGUCGAGUUGGCAUACAACUCGUCCAUCCAUCCGGCUAUCGGGAUGUCGCCCUUCGAGUUCGAGCAUGGCUUGCCGGUCAAUUCUCCGUUGGACACAAUCAUCCCACGGGCGGCCGAGAGCGACGACCAUCUUCUCUUCAUUCAUCGGAUGCAAGAGCUUAUUGCCAAGGCACGCGACCAGAUGUCAAAGACGCAGCAACGUAUGCGCCAACAGCCCAACCGCCAGCGUCUUCCUUGUCCGUUCCGCGUCGGCGACCUCGCCACCACCAUCCUCAAAGAGAGAAGAGAGAAGAAGGAAGCCAAGAAAAAGGCCUUGAUCGAGGAACAGGCGGCGAAGUUGAGAAAGAUUGAGGAGGAGAUGGCCAGAGAGAAGGAGAGGCUAAAGAAAGAAGAGGAAGAGAAGUUAAAGGCGGUGGACGAGGAGGAUGAACAGGAGGUACGACUGGAAAGAAGAAGAAGGGAGCAAAGAGGGGAAUCCAGUGGUACACAAAUUGAUCAGUUGGAGAAGAAGAUUUCAGAGUGGGUGGCCAAUUUGUCCCUGGGAGAAGAUGAGGAAGCAAUAAUGUAUGUGCCCAGGGAAGAACAGGAGGCGGCUAUGGAGUGGGAGGCAGAAGAGGACCCACUCAAGCGACAAGUCAUAGAAAAUGAUAAGAGGAUGGAGUGGAAGUUCCGCCUAACAAGAGAAAGGAAAGCGAGAAUGGAAGCAGAAGAGAAGCCCAUUGACCCAACUAUUGCCAAGCUGUUGGAACAGUUUAAGGACUUAGCAAAGCCGCCGACAGGAGUAGUGCCGCGGUCGAUCCAGCAUCGUAUAGAGAUAGAGCCUGGCAGUAGAACUCCCAAAGGAGCAGUGUACAGGAUGUCCCUGCAGGAGCUGGAGGAGCUGCGUAAGCAACUAGACGAGCUCCUAGAGAAGGGUUGGAUUAGGCCCAGUUCGUCUCCAUUUGGAGCACCAGUUUUGUUCGUCCCCAAGAAGGAGGGAGAGCUUAGAAUGUGUAUUGAUUAUAGAGGUCUCAAUGCCAUCACAGUGAAGAAUGCAGAGCCGUUGCCCCGUAUAGAUGAUCUUUUAGACCGGGUGCAGGGAUGCAAGUAUUUUUCAAAGAUAGAUUUGAAGUCCGGAUAUCAUCAAAUAGAGGUCCAUCCUGAUGAUGAGUAUAAGACCGCAUUCCGGAGUAGGUAUGGGCACUAUGAGUUUAUAGCCAUGCCCUUUGGACUAACAAACGGGCCAACGACCUUUCAACGUUGUAUGAAUGACCUGUUUAGGCCGUGGUUAGAUAGAUUUGUAGUAGUGUACUUAGAUGAUAUUCUAGUAUUCAGCAAGACCCUCCAAGAGCAUCAGGGUCAUCUGAGGCAGGUCUUGGAGAAGUUGAGAGAAGCUAACUUCAAGAUCAACCCGAAGAAGUGCGAAUGGGCAAAGACCCAAGUUUUGUACUUAGGCCACGUCUUAGACGGAGACGGCAUUAAGCCAGAGGAUAGCAAAAUCGCAGCGAUUAGGGAUUGGUCUACGCCCCGCACGCUGACAGAGUUGCGAUCGUUCUUAGGCCUAGCAAACUACUACAGGAAGUUUGUGAGAAACUUCUCUACCAUCGCUGCACCCCUUCGCAGAUUCCUGAAGAAAGAAACAAUCUGGAAGUGGGAUAAGGACUGCACGUCUGCCAUGAAGAAGUUGAAGCAGGCGUUGAUAGAGUAUCCAGUCCUUAAGGUCGCCGAUCCAUCCUUACCUUUCAUUGUUACCACUGACGCAAGCCAGUAUGGCAUAGGUGUUGCACUACAGCAAGACGAUGGCAGCGGAGAUAGACCCGUAGAGUUCGUGUCUGCUACGAUGCCUUCAGAGAAGGUAGCGACAUCCACCUAUGAGAGGGAACUCUAUGCUCUUAGGCAAGCACUAGAACACUGGAAGCACUACUUGCUUGGGAGGCACUUCAAAGUCUAUUCAGACCACGAGACGUUAAGGUGGUUGAAGACGCAGGCCAAGAUGACACCUAAGUUGACCAGGUGGGCCGCCGAGAUAGACCAGUACGACUUUGAGCUCAAGCCAGUUAAGGGCAAGUACAAUGUAGUUGCGAAUGCUCUAAGUAGGAGGUCAGACUACUUUGGGGCGAUAGUCCAUUAUCUGGAUAUAGGGAAGGAGGCAUAUGUGUAGGAUCCUAUCUAUAGCGACCUUCUUGAGAGAGUAAAGGAGGCCCCAGAGA
Chara braunii is the source of this 3168-nucleotide messenger RNA. NCBI's taxonomy places the organism in Eukaryota, Viridiplantae, Streptophyta, Charophyceae, Charales, Characeae. The record is from the annotation of a GenBank genome assembly.